This is a messenger RNA of Trichechus manatus latirostris (Florida manatee), 417 nucleotides long. It is a transcript of the gene NANOS2, whose product is annotated as nanos C2HC-type zinc finger 2. Gene Ontology annotation, biological process: negative regulation of translation; oogenesis. Lineage: Eukaryota; Metazoa; Chordata; Mammalia; Sirenia; Trichechidae. The record is from RefSeq and is a predicted model, not a curated record. Bases 1 to 417 code for a protein of 138 amino acids. The transcript has a single exon. Gene Ontology annotation, cellular component: perinuclear region of cytoplasm. Gene Ontology annotation, molecular function: zinc ion binding; mRNA binding.
AUGCAGCCGCCCCUCUUUGACAUGUGGAAAGACUACUUCAACCUGAGCCAGGUGGUACUGGCGCUGAUCCAGAGUCGGAGGCAAAGGCCAGAGGCCCAAGGGGUUGGAGAGGCAAGACCUGGGCCACCACUGAGACGGAAUGAGGGGCCGGGAGGGCCGGGGGCCAGCGGGGGCCUGGCCAACCUGUGCAAUUUCUGCAAGCACAACGGUGAGUCCCGCCACGUCUACUCUUCACACCAGCUGAAGACACCGGAGGGCGUGGUGGUGUGUCCCAUCCUGAGGCACUACGUGUGUCCACUGUGCGGGGCCACUGGGGGCCAGGCGCACACGCUCAAGUACUGCCCGCUCAAUGGCGGCCAGCAGUCCCUCUACCGCCGAAGCGGGCGCAACUCUGCCGGCCGCAAGGUCAAGCGCUGA